AUGAGCACUCCACUGGAUCUCAGGUCCCUAAGAAACACUCUGGAUUCUGUUUAUACGAAAGGGAAUGGUCACAAGAUCAUCAUAGGAAUUGACUAUGGUACAACCUUUUCAGGUGUCAGUUACGUGACUUCGGAUAAAACUGGUUUAGAGGACAUCACUAUCAUGUCUCCAUGGCCUGGAGACCCUCAUGUGUCUUGGAAAACUCCUACGAGAAUUGCGUAUAGUCGGGAAAAUCCAACACUGAAGAAUAACAAGUGGGGAUUUGAGGUCAACCCAAAGCUGAAAUCUUACUCGUGGACUAAACUUCUACUCGACAACAAUGCUGCUGCGAUGGAGCAUGAUGAUCCAUCACUUGUGGAUAUGACAGGUUCUGGUAUGCUGCAAGUACCUCCAUUUCGUGAUGCUGCGGGCGUCUGCGAAGAUUUUCUGCACGAAGUAUACACACAUGUAUCAGGUAAGUUGCGACAACAAAUGACUGACCUGACCUUCGAAAACACACCAAUGCAAUGCUGGGUAACACUACCUGCUGUAUGGUCAGAAGAGGCGAAAGAUGCUACUUUGAAAGCUGCCAAGAAUGCCGGUUUUGGGAAGAGGCCAGGGGACGAAAUCUACACAAUUGCUGAGCCAGAAGCAGCAGCAAUUGCGACGUUGAAGGAAUACGCCAAAUCAGAUGCAAUGAAUCCCAUUUUGUGUAAUGAGAAUAUACUAAUAUGUGACUGUGGUGGGGGUACCAUCGACAUUACAACAUAUACAAUCAUCCAGGUGCAGCCAUACCUUACAUUUGACGAACUUUGUGUUGGUAUCGGUGGAAAAUGCGGGUCAACAUACAUCGAUCGAAAUCUCCAUUCUCUGCUGUCCGAACGGUUCGGAUCAGCAUUUGAUGAACUGCAGUUUAGUCAAAAGGGUCCAGGUAGCAGAUUUAUGGCGUCCUUCGAAAUGUUGAAACGGGACUUUGGACGUAAUGAUGAGAGAGAAGUAGGGGAGUUGGGCCCUCUUAAUCUCGAUAUUUUGGACUCUGAGUCUUAUGAUAGGGAGGACCGACUUGUGUUGCUCACAUACAAAGAUAUGCUAGCCCUCUUCGAUCCCGUCGUCAGGGAAAUUACAAACUUGGUAAAACAGCAAGUGAAGGCGGCAAAGGACAGCCAGAAUGCGAAAAUCAACGUAGGUUCCCAUUCUCACAAUGAACAGAAACAAAGAAGUCCUGCUGAAAUUCGCGACGCAUCAGCGGAUCAUUUUAGUCGGGGCCAAUCUGCUGUUGUCCGUGGAGCUGCCUUACGUGGAUUGAUGGAUAUUGCACCACGGGGUGAUGACAUAACCAAGGGCACCUCAAGAAUUACUGAUGUUUGCUGCGAGUACACACCUGGAACAGAUACGGUUUUGUAUAAUGCCUUGUAUGCAUGUGUGGCAGAACAGCCUCCCGAAUAUUAUUCUACUCCUAGGGUCGAGUUAGUUGGAACUACCGAAUUAACUCUAGGUAGGAAUUUUGAUUUCGGUAAAUAUGCUAAAAAGAAAUACAAUGCUAAACUCAAUCGCUGGGUGCAUCGCCUUGAAUCUGAAGAACAAAUAAUAUUCGGUAGCACGGGGGACAACCUCACAUUCAGAAGUCUUAUAGGUGGAAAGGAGAUAGGCAACUUAGUCAUGAAAUUCGAUCAUUGA
Messenger RNA from Sclerotinia borealis F-4128, 1656 nucleotides. The record is from the annotation of a GenBank genome assembly. NCBI's taxonomy places the organism in Eukaryota, Fungi, Ascomycota, Leotiomycetes, Helotiales, Sclerotiniaceae.